This is a messenger RNA of Helobdella robusta, 1884 nucleotides long. RefSeq lists its product as hypothetical. The transcript has 11 exons. The record is from RefSeq and is a predicted model, not a curated record. The coding region runs from base 1 to 1884 and encodes 627 amino acids. NCBI's taxonomy places the organism in Eukaryota, Metazoa, Annelida, Clitellata, Rhynchobdellida, Glossiphoniidae. Gene Ontology annotation, molecular function: protein binding.
AUGACAAAAACACGACAGUUGAACACGGAGUGGUGUCAAUUGGAAGUGAUCAACCUGCUGAAUGACGGAACUGGGUUGGGGUUCGGAAUCAUCGGGGGCAAGAGCACAGGGGUUGUCAUCAAGACCAUCGUGGCAGGGGGCGUUGCUGAUCGAGAUGGGCGCCUUCGGAGUGGCGAUCACAUCUUGCAGAUUUGUGAUGUGAACGUCCGAGGCCUGGCUUCCGAGCAAGUGGCAGCCGUCCUUCGUCAGUCAGGAAGUCACGUGAGACUUCUUGUAGCCAGGUCAGUGCAUGAGUACCAGCACCAUCAGAUGAGUCACAUUGGUCAGGUUUUGCCUGUCUUGAGUGUUGAUCACAUCAACAAAAUAAAUACCAACAACUCUCAAAAUACAGCGCAAGAACAGCAACAACAACAACAUUCAUCGCUUUCAACAUCGCCUACCGACCCUAACGUUGCGAAACUUAAUAAAUCGACAACAAUAACGACAUCAAAUUCAACAACAAAUCUUGCGACAUCAUCAGCACAACCAGUAACGCUGACUGAAUGGAGCACUAUCGAAGUGGACUUGUUGAAGGACGAGAAUGGCCUUGGAAUAACCGUUGUUGGGUACAGCAAUGAUUUAACAGGCAUAUUCAUAAGAAGCAUAGCUCACGAUAGCAUCGUUCGUCUGGAUGGCAGACUCCAAGUUAACGACCAAAUAAUUCAAGUAGACGACAAACCACUGAAAGGGCUGACCAAUCAGGAAUCAGUAGAGAUAUUGAGGUUGACAGGUCAUAGGGUCAAGUUGAAGGUGGUUCGUUUCUUCCAGGGCAGCAAGUACGAACAGCUGAUGAGGUGCUCAUUCAACAAUGAAAUACAGCCUCAACAUCCGCCACAACAGCCACAGCAGCCACAACCACAGCAGCCACAACCACAGGUGGGCAUGAGUCUGGAGGGUACCGUGGACGUGGAUGAGGCGGGUCGGGAGUGCCAUCCCCACCACUACAUCAGAUCCAUCUACCCCAGAGGCCCCAUUGCCGUCAAUGGGAAGUUGAAAGUCGGAGAUGAGCUACUAGAGGUAAAUGGAAUAAAUUUUUAUGGCAUGGAUCGUAUGCUGGUUGUAUCAACAUUGAAAGAGUUGCCGCAAAACGUUUGCAUCGUGGUUGCAAGGAGGAACAAACGACAGACACAACAACCACAGCAGCAACAGCAGAAGCCACAACAACAGCAAAUUCAAAUUCAAAAGCCCCAACAACCACAAUCUAAAACAAAUCUUCCCAUCACAAUAGAUCACAAAUUGAAAGCGAAAUCAGACAUCGAGCUAAUCAAAAACGCAAAAACCUCGCACGCGCUUGCACAUAAGCAACAUAAUCCUUACGCACUGGGGUUUUCCAAUCAAAUUAACAGAGUGAGAUCAAAAUCGUUGGAACCAAUGUCGAAAUUUGGAGUAUGGUCUGACAAGGUCGUCAUCGUGGAGAUGCUGAAAAGGGAUGGAGGCUUGGGCUUCAGCAUACUGGAUUACCAGGACCCACUGAAGCCGGGGAACACAAUGAUAGUGAUCAGAAGUUUGGUGCCAGGAGGUGUGGCCCACCAAACAGGGCUCAUCCUGCCGGGGGAUCGACUGGUGUUCAUCAAUGAGGUUAGUCUGUACAACACCACCCUCGAUGUAGCGGUCGAGGCUCUCAAAAGUAUCCCGAAAGGAAAAGUGGUCAUGGGUGUCUUGAAGCCGCAACCUGUGGUUGUCGUCAACAGUGGCGGCAAAUCUGGUAGCGGUAAAAGUGGUGGUGCAAAUGUGAGAAAGAAUGAAGAUCACGAUGAUGUUGGUUUUUUUCAAAGAAUAGAUUUGAAAUUAAAUGUAUAUGUAUUUUUAAUUGCUUUUAAAUUGUUGUGCUUUGAAAAUUCUUAA